Macrosteles quadrilineatus (aster leafhopper) is the source of this 1473-nucleotide messenger RNA. RefSeq names its product vanin-like protein 1. The record is from RefSeq and is a predicted model, not a curated record. NCBI's taxonomy places the organism in Eukaryota, Metazoa, Arthropoda, Insecta, Hemiptera, Cicadellidae. The coding region runs from base 1 to 1473 and encodes 490 amino acids. The transcript has 10 exons.
AUGGAAAUUCCCUUUGUCUGCAGGUUUGCUGUGUCUGGGGCCCCGAUUUAUACUACAUCUACUACAGACUACUAUACGGCAGCUGUUGUGGAACUAGCUACUUCUCGUACUUCUAACAAUGUGACAAACGAAAACCUAAUAGAAAAUGUUGACGUAUACAUUGAAUAUAUAUCCAAUGCCUCCCUAAGUCAGGUAGACAUCAUAGUGUUCCCAGAAGGUGGUUUAACAGAAUCUGUAGAGGUUGGAGAUAUUAGUGGUGCAACUCCUUGUAACAUAACUGCUUACCAUCAGGUGUUGGCAACGCUGUCAUGUGCUGCCAGACAGUACAGCAUGUAUGUGGUGGUAACACUGCCUGAGAUUUACAACAAUGCCUUCAAUAAAACUCAUCUGUUUACCACCAGCCUGGUUUUCAACCGUAAUGGAACUGUUACAGCCAGGUACAGGAAGUACCACCCUUACGGCAAGUCUGCAACCAAACCUCCGCUUGAACUUACGUAUUUCGAAACUGAUUUUGGAGUGACGUUUGGAAUGUUAAUCUCUUUUGACAUUCAGUUUCUAGAACCAGGAAUCGUUCUUGCCAGAGACCGUGGAAUAAAGCAUUUUGUGUUUCCAAACUGUUGGGUUUCUGCACUACCUUUCUUCACUGCUGUGCAGACACAAUGGGCCUGGGCCUACGGCCUAGACGUAGUUCUAUUGGCCUCAGGAUGUAACGAUCCUCUCCACGGUGGUACAGGGUCCGGGGUCUACCUUGGAAGACAAGGAGCUCUUCAGUACCUCCAGACGAGUCACUCCACCUCGACCAUGCUAGUGGCUAGGGUGCCCAAAUAUCUAGUCUCAUCUCUACCUCAGAAUAACUCUCUGUUUCUACUGAGAGACUACGUUGAUGUGUACGAGAGUCGUCUACUUAUGUCUACUGAAGAUGUAAAGUCUCUUCUACCAAGCGGUCCAGUAGAAAACUCUUCAGUAGAAGUUAGAGUUGCUACAGACACUACAGUAUGUCACAACCAGCUCUGCUGUGAUUUCCAGCUCAAAGUCUCCACAAACUUCAGUACAACUCCUGCAGAUCCUCCUAGAGCUGACGACUUCAGCACAUCUUCCUACCGCCUGGUGGCGUUUGACGGUGUAAGAUCUUAUGGUGGAGGAGUAGCAACUGGUGGUAUACAGGUGUGUGCAAUCAUUCCAUGCGUCAACGAGUCACUAUCAUCAUGUGCAAUGCCAGCCCUGUCUGCUCAGUUUGUCAAGCUCGGUCCCCUAUACAAGGUUUCUACUGUGUUUGAGGCCAUCACCAUCUCCACAACUAUCCUGUACAACAGCACCUUCGUAUACCCGGAUAUCCUAGUAACUGGAUCUGGAUACAGCUAUGGAGCUCUGGUAUCCUCGGAUAUUUUCUCAUUCGUUGCUUCAGAUCCUCUCAAUGGUUCUCAGCGAGUAACACUCAAGGAAGAAAAUGAGCUCAGCUCAAUUAGACCAUGA